Guyanagaster necrorhizus is the source of this 544-nucleotide messenger RNA. RefSeq lists its product as uncharacterized. The transcript has a single exon. Bases 35 to 322 code for a protein of 95 amino acids. NCBI's taxonomy places the organism in Eukaryota, Fungi, Basidiomycota, Agaricomycetes, Agaricales, Physalacriaceae. The record is from RefSeq and is a predicted model, not a curated record.
UAUCAACUAUCUUCUCAAAUAUUUGGUGAAUAACAUGCCUUUUUUUUUGCUGACACCUAAUCCAGAUGGUUCAGCCAACCAUCCGAGUAAUCUCGGUAUCUCUGGCAACCAUAAUUCUGGUAUUCUGGACCUCGCUUUCCCUUCAGCCACCAGCAUCACAAGUAGCACAGCAAACUCUCCUUUGGCCAACAUAUUCAACUAUCUUUCUGAUUCUCUUCGAUAUUUUGCGCUGAAGCUGGGACGGGAAGAACAUCAUCCCAUCGACCGAACGUCCUCCUUCUCCGUCGGACAGCUAGACCUUGCCUUCGCAGCCUAUUUUUAGAAUUUCACUUUCUAACCUGUCUCGAACGCUGGAGCUGACGAGUACAACGAUUGAAAACUACCGCUUGUAUCUCUCACGAUCAACUCCACUGAACCCCUGCUGUCUCCUUCCCUAGUUCCAGGUUCUCAUCGUCCUAUUGCUGCUCUGGAUACUGGAACUACGUUCAUGUUAGGACCUACCGUCGACGUAGAAACCUUUUAGAACACGGUUGACUUGAAUAAC